This is a messenger RNA of Pangasianodon hypophthalmus (striped catfish), 1938 nucleotides long. It is a transcript of the gene sypl2b, whose product is annotated as synaptophysin-like 2b. Gene Ontology annotation, cellular component: synaptic vesicle membrane; synaptic vesicle. The transcript is spliced from 6 exons. Bases 95 to 820 code for a protein of 241 amino acids. The record is from RefSeq and is a predicted model, not a curated record. NCBI's taxonomy places the organism in Eukaryota, Metazoa, Chordata, Actinopteri, Siluriformes, Pangasiidae.
GCGACGUCAUGACUCACGUGACCACCCCUGUGCCAAAAGUGAAAAAAAAAAGGAAAAAAGUGACAACUUUGCAGGGACCUGUUCAGUCAGCGGUAUGGAGAAAAUAAUGUCAGCUUUCUUGUUAGAUAUCAGACCUUUGAAAGAGCCACUGGGAUUUAUACGAGUCCUGGAAUGGGUGUUUGCCAUAUUUGCAUUUGCUUCGACUGGUAAUUAUUCCGGCACCACAAGCUUUAAUAUCAAAUGUCAAGAGACUCAUCUUGUCCAUGUGAUCAACGUCUCCUUCGAAUACCCUUUUAGACUUAAUAAAAAUGGGUUUGAUGUGCCAACUUGUGAAGUCAACAAAACAGCAGAAUGGAAAAAGUACUAUCUGAUCGGAGACCAUUCAUCUUCAGCUGAGUUCUUCGUUGCAGUUGGAGUCCUGGCCUUCCUGUACUGUACCAGCAUACUUGUGGUGUAUGUUGGCUACCAGCAUGUAUAUCGCGAGUCAAACCGUGGCCCUGUUAUUGAUCUGCUAAUAACUGGAAUCUUCACAUUCUUGUGGCUGGUGGCUUCUUCUGCUUGGGGAAAAGGCCUGACUGAUGUGAAGUUGGCUACGAGUCCAACAACACUCAUUACUUUACCCAAUGUCUGUAAGAUCCGGCCAAACGAGUGCACACCAGGCGCCCUUCCUACUUUUGGCCCCCUCAAUUCUUCAGUGAUUUCUGGGUUUCUUAAUCUGAUCUUAUGGGCGGGAAACUGCUGGUUCAUCUUUAAGGAGACACAUUUCCAUACACAGGCCGCUCCUUCAGCCACUCAGCAAGAAGCAACAAGGCAGCCUUGACAAAAAAGUAAGAGAAGUGGCUAUGCCUGCAGUUAUCCGUUGCAGUUCAGACGCAGUUGUGGUUGAGUGACUAAACUUCCUGUGUGACAUUGCAGAAGACAGGAAGCAAGGUUUUUGUCUACAAUGUCUUUGUGCAAUACACUCAGUUCAAACUAGUCCACUGCCAUAUAACUGCUCUAAAUUACUCAGUCAAUGUCAAGAAAUCUAGUGUGAGAAAAUGUGUCUAUGUAAAGUCAUAUAUAUGACUCGUAAAUGUGAUCUGAUGUGCAUCAGAAAGAAAGGCACACUUUACACACACUCCAUACUGAACACAUAGUUUAAAUAACCAAGGUUUUGGAUGAAAAUGCACUCGAACCCUAAUAUUUAGUAACUUCUUUAUGGACAGCAACCUCAGCCUAGUGUUUUUUGUCAUUCCUGAUCAGUUCUGUGCAGUUCUGUACUUUGACCCUUUUCUUUUCACAAAACUUGACAAAAAAAUCAUGGAUAUUUGGGGAUUUAGAUCACAAAAACCACUGGCAUGAAAUUUUCCAAGUUCUUAAAUGACAUGUAAACCAUGAAAUUAAGUUUAGUUGCUGUUAGAUUAUUACAUUUGGUGACAUCUAUUACAGAAACUAUGCAUACAGUAUGAAUUACAGUAUGAAUUUGUGCUGCCUUCAUUUAUUUUUUCAUUUUAGUUUUUCCUACAGGCCCCUCAUGAAAUGAACCAUUUUGUUACUUAAUAAUAUUUCUGGUUUGUUUGGUUUUUUUUUUUUAAAUGUGAGGUCACAAUAUUCAAUAUGCUUUUUUAAAAAAAAUACAUAUAUUCUGUUUCUAAAAAUACUUUGUAAUAACUCAUUACAUUGCUUUGUAAUGCAGUACCAAUUACAUUUCCUUAUCCAUCAUCUCCAGCCAUGUUAUUGCUUUGCUAUUAAUUUUGAUUAACUUGAUUAAAUGAGUGAUAAUGACUGAAUGGUUUCCCGUUCAUUCAUAAAAGUGUGACUAUUUCCCCCAUUAAUGCCUUUGUUCAGUUUUGCUAGUUGACCACCGACUGCCCAGUAAUAUUAAAGAGUGUUUUGUUCAACUGUUUUGCAUAUGUGAUAUCCAAAUGUGUCUCAACAAAUAAAAUUGUAUUGUUUGUA